AUGGUAACAAUAGUUAGACGCGAAUCGCAGAUUCACAGCGCACCCCAGAGUACCCACCCCUCCAACUCCAAGGACGACGUAACUACCAUUUCCACCGUACGCGCGCCCUGCCUUUUUAGCCACUCCAACGCCAGGCCAUCCGAUCCCAAGAGACGAGCAUCGCCACACAAAACAGCGACCACCAAAUCCAAAAACAAGCAAGAAAAACAAAAUCCGAUCAUACAAGCACUGAUCAUGAAGGGAAAUCCGCUACGUAUGGUCGUGCUGUUGGCUGCGGCCGUGGUCACUACCAUGCUGUCGCUGAGCUCGUGCUGCGCGUCGUCUCCGGGCGGGGGCGGCGGCGGGCAGCUGCUGCACCCGGUGAUACUCAUCCCGGGCUCCGGCGGCAACCAGCUGGAGGCGCGUCUGACGGACGACUACAGGCCGUCCAGCCUGACCUGCCGUGUGUGGCCGCUGGUGCGCGGCCGCGGCGGCUGGUUCCGCAUGUGGUUCGAGCCGUCCGUGGUCGUCGCGCCCCUCACCCGCUGCUUCGCCGAGCGGAUGAUGCUCUACUACGACCGCGACGCCGACGACUACCGCAACGCGCCCGGCGUCCACACCAGGGUUUACGACUUCGGCUCCACCUCCACCCUCCGCUACCUCGACCCAACCCUCAAGGUCCUCACGGGGUACAUGGACGUCCUGGCGAGCACGCUGGAGAAGGCCGGGUACGAGGAGGGCCGCGACCUCUUCGGCGCGCCCUACGACUUCCGCUACGGGCUAGCCGCGCCGGGGCACCCGUCGCAAGUGGGCAGCGCCUACCUGGAGCGCCUCAAGCUGCUGGUCGAGUCCGCGUGCGCGGCCAACGACGGCAGGCCGGCGAUCCUCAUGGCGCACAGCCUCGGCGGGCUGUACGCGCUGCAGUUCCUAGCGCGCGCCCCGCCCGCCUGGCGCGCGGCACACGUGAAGCGGCUCGUGACGCUGUCCGCGCCGUGGGGCGGCUCCGUGCAGGAGAUGCUCACCUUCGCCUCCGGCAACACCCUCGGCGUGCCCUUCGUCGACCCCUCCCUCAUCCGCGACGAGCAGCGCAGCUCUGAGAGCAACCUCUGGCUGCUGCCCACGCCCAAGGUGUUCGGCAACACCACGCUCGUCUUCUCCCAGCGCCACAACCGGACCUACUCCGCCAAGAACGUCACGCAGUUCCUCAACGACAUCGGGUUCGCCGACGGGGUGGAGCCGUACCGGACGCGCACACGGCCGCUCGGCGAGGUCCUGCCGGAGCCGGGCGUGCCGGUGACGUGCCUGGUGGGCACCGGCGUCGACACGGUGGAGAGCCUCGUGUUCGGGGACGAGGGGUUCGACGCGGGGCCCGUCAAGGUGGUGUACGGUGAUGGCGACGGCACGGUGAACCUCGCCAGCCUCAUGGGACCGAUCAAGGCCUGGUCCGACUCGCCGGCGCAAGUCCUCGAGGUGGUGGAGCUGCCCAAGGUGUCGCACAUGGGCAUCCUCAAGGACAAGAGCGCCCUCGACCAGAUCCUCAGGAUUCUUGAUUCCAUCAACCUAAACGCCACCAGCACCACGACCUAUCAGUUUUAGAACAAAUAUGUUUGCAACAGUAGGUUUUUUCAGAGUCUUUUUCGUCCGGGAAGAAUGUUUUGAGAUUUGCUAGCUAUUAGUGGCACUUGCCAGAUGGGAGUAGAGAUUCUCUCAAAAAAAAAAGAGAUGGGAGUAGAGAUCAACCAUGUUCUUAUUGACUUCAACAGAGAGGCAUCUAGUGUUGAGUCAGAAUACAUAUCUUUUUAGAAAA
Messenger RNA from Aegilops tauschii subsp. strangulata, 1786 nucleotides. Its product is annotated as lecithin-cholesterol acyltransferase-like 1. Gene Ontology annotation, biological process: lipid metabolic process. NCBI's taxonomy places the organism in Eukaryota, Viridiplantae, Streptophyta, Magnoliopsida, Poales, Poaceae. The record is from RefSeq and is a predicted model, not a curated record.